This is a messenger RNA of Nannospalax galili (Upper Galilee mountains blind mole rat), 441 nucleotides long. Its product is annotated as cystatin-S-like. Bases 1 to 441 code for a protein of 146 amino acids. Lineage: Eukaryota; Metazoa; Chordata; Mammalia; Rodentia; Spalacidae. The transcript is spliced from 3 exons. Gene Ontology annotation, molecular function: cysteine-type endopeptidase inhibitor activity. The record is from RefSeq and is a predicted model, not a curated record.
AUGGCCUACCGGUUCCAUUCUCCCCUGCUCCUGAUGGCCUCCCUAGCCCUGACUCUGAACUUGAACCUGGGCCCAGUGGUGGCUGACAUCGACCCCUCUGAAGACCUGCCAUUGGCGGGCGGCCUGAGGGAAGCCAAUAUCCAACAGAAGGAUGUGAAGGAGGCAUUGGACUUCGCUAUCAGCGAGUACAAUGGGAGGAAAAAUGACUUGUACCUGAGCAAAGUGGUGGAAGUUGUGCAGGCCCAAGAGCAGCUUGUGGCUGGAAUUAACUACUACUUUGAUGUGGUGCUAAGCCAAACCACAUGUCUGAAGACUCAGUCUGAUUUGACCAACUGUCCCAUCAAUGAGCAGCAAGAGAGGGAGUUUUGCUCCUUCCGCAUCUAUUUUGUGCACUGGUUGAACCAGAAGACCCUGACAAGCUCCAACUGUCACAGUGUCUGA